Kalmanozyma brasiliensis GHG001 is the source of this 741-nucleotide messenger RNA. RefSeq names its product Cytochrome oxidase assembly protein 1. The coding region runs from base 1 to 741 and encodes 246 amino acids. The record is from RefSeq and is a predicted model, not a curated record. Gene Ontology annotation, cellular component: mitochondrial inner membrane. Lineage: Eukaryota; Fungi; Basidiomycota; Ustilaginomycetes; Ustilaginales. The transcript has a single exon. Gene Ontology annotation, biological process: mitochondrial respiratory chain complex IV assembly.
AUGGUCAUCGCCAGCACAAUCACCAGCGGCCUGAGGAGGAGUGUUGGGGGCAGCACUCUCCGCGCAUUUGGCGCUGUCGGUAGCACAUCAGACCUGGUCCCACGGUCGAUACUUCCCAGAAGUGCGCUUGCCCGCGUCCAAGCGCUGCACACGACCCCUGCCCGCCUCAACACCCCAUCCCACCCCGCACGUACCACAAGCGCCGCAACACCGCCACCUUCCUCGCACAGUAACGUCUCAGCACGUCCCACCUCGGUGCGCAACAAAGACCUUCCUCCGGUACCCAAUACGCUCCCUUACCUGCUCACCUUUGUCACGCUCGCCCUUGCCAGUUGGGCCGGAUUCACCGUCUACGCGACCAACAAAGAAAAACUCGGCUCCAGCAUCUUCAAGAGCGUGGUUUCGCAGGUCAAGAGCUCUCCCGAAGUAGCCUCCCUCCUCUCCUCUUCCUCGAAUGAGAGUGUGGUGUUGAAGCGCGAGACGUGGUUGGGCGGCCAACCGCGCGUCGCUGGCGCCGUGAAUAUGAUGCAAGGUCGCGUCGAUCUUAGCUUCCGCAUCCACCCGGCGAAUGAUGAGGACCAGACAGCGACGGUUUACUUCACCAGCAUCAGAGCGCAUAAACAUGCCCCCUUCGAGAUUCUCAGGUUCGUCGUCGUCAACGAUCGGACCGGAGAGAGUGUUAGUUUGUUGGACAAAACGGGUCUGACAAGUAUCGAUGUCGAAAGCGGCGACAUUGUGUAG